CCAACUCUCUCCACCAUCCUUGUAAACACUCUCUUGCUAAACUAUCUUUCCAGACAUCUCUCUCCUCCCUUUUGUUUCUGUACAUUGUCCUAAAACCGUCAGAAAAUGAAGCUCGUCUUUGCAACCUUCCUGCUUGUGUGUUUUGCCCUCAUCAGCUCCUCUUUCUUUCAGACCACAGAAGCUGGUUCAAGCUUCUGUGACUCAAAGUGCGGGGAUCGGUGCGCAAAGGCAGGAGUGCCGGAUCGGUGCUUGAAGUACUGCGGGAUUUGCUGUGAGAAGUGCCAGUGCGUGCCAUCUGGGACAUAUGGCAACAAGCAUGAGUGCGCUUGCUACAGGGACCUCAAGAACUCCAAGGGCAAGUCCAAGUGCCCUUGAAAUCGAUCGGUCUCUCUGCAUGCACCACCAGCUAUAUAGCUUGAUUAUUAAUGUUUAUUUCUUGGAGGGAUUUUGAGUGAUGGAACCGUUCGUUCAAACCAUUAUUAAUCACUGUUAAUAUCCAGAGCCAGAGGGAGAGAAAAAUGCAGUACUGUUUUUACAGAGAUUUAGGUCAUAGAAAUUGGAAUAAUAUGGAAGGAAUUAAAUAAAUAUAGGGUCCCAUGCAUGCAGCUGGAUCAUUUGUGUCUUUGUUAAUUAACGUGAUUUCACUGAUUUGUCCCAUUAUGCUUGUUGGAAUAUUAUCAUGUAUUUUGUGCUA
Messenger RNA from Juglans regia (Persian walnut), 694 nucleotides. RefSeq names its product peamaclein-like. Lineage: Eukaryota; Viridiplantae; Streptophyta; Magnoliopsida; Fagales; Juglandaceae. The record is from RefSeq and is a predicted model, not a curated record. The transcript has 2 exons. Bases 106 to 375 code for a protein of 89 amino acids.